This is a messenger RNA of Peromyscus californicus insignis, 12809 nucleotides long. It is a transcript of the gene Haao, whose product is annotated as 3-hydroxyanthranilate 3,4-dioxygenase. Gene Ontology annotation, biological process: 'de novo' NAD+ biosynthetic process from L-tryptophan; quinolinate metabolic process. Gene Ontology annotation, molecular function: iron ion binding; 3-hydroxyanthranilate 3,4-dioxygenase activity. The coding region runs from base 11640 to 12506 and encodes 288 amino acids. Gene Ontology annotation, cellular component: cytoplasm. The transcript has 13 exons. The record is from RefSeq and is a predicted model, not a curated record. Lineage: Eukaryota; Metazoa; Chordata; Mammalia; Rodentia; Cricetidae.
GGCAAGGGAAGGCAGCCGGAGCCGGGGCACGGAAGCCUCCCAGUCAGUUCCGGACCCGACAUGAGGGAAAAGGGCCGUAGGAAGAAGGGCAGGACCUGGGCGGAGGCCGCCAAGCCGCCCCGUGGGAAGGAAAGCAGUCUGAUGGACAGUCCAGCAGUCCCCAGAGCUCACACUCCACCUUCUCCUCCGCAGUGAGAGUGGACAGCUCUCUUCUAGCCUUGGGGAAGAAGUCUUUCCAGAGGUCGGACAGACUCCACACAAAUCAACACUUAUGGAGCUGAAUGUUUCAGAAUCCCGAGAUGUGACUUCUUCCUCCGUCUCUGACAGUGUGGUUCAGGAGAUUGUCCCACCCAGCUGUUACUGUCAAAAGGGAAAGCCUUCUACUGACUACAGCAUGUCCUCUGCAUCAUCCAACAACAGCUCGAGCCUGUCUUAUCUUCCAAUGUUUCCUGAAGGGACAGCUUGGCAAUUCCAGAGCGAUAGUGGACCUGUUUCCUCCCAAAAGGAAGCAUCUAUGCCCAGGAGCCCUGGCACAUCCCUGCCUACUUCUCAGCUGACAGAUUCUGAGAAAUCAGAUCUUUCUCCGAAUUUGGCAGUUCUUCGUCCCUUACAAGCUCAAACUUCCUUUAUGAGCUCUAUUUUAGAAUCCUUAGAUCCUUGCGAACAAGAGAAAACAAAAGAAAAGGGAAAGACUCAUUUUUAAUCAAAUCAUGGGUCAGAUUCUGAUUUGGAUGAGAGUCCAGGACCCCUAGUAUGGGCUCCACUCCAGCUCUCUCCUUUGAUCAGAGGAGAACUGGAAGGACAUAAGUCUCAGAAGGUUUCUACUUUGCAGCAAGAAGUGGUGCCUCUGCCUGUGAAGAAAUCCUGGAACAUACUCAAUCAUUUGAUGGAUGUACAAGGAGUCCCUGAAGAAGAGCUCCCGAAAACUCAGUUACCUGCACUCAUCCCUGAGGGGAUGUUGAGCAAAAUACCAACACAUCUCCAGAUCCUCCAUCAUUUCAUCUCCACGUGAACAUUGGGGUGAAUUCUGAAGUCCAUAGGACGGAAGCAAUCAUUUCACAGCCAUUUCCCUCAAACAGGCAGUCACAACCCGAGGAUGACCGCCAAGAACUUAGAUAUAAUCCUUUAGUUAUAUCAACGGGCACACCAUCUCCCAGAAAUCUAGGAGUUAACAUAAUUCAGGAAGAACAAGCUUUAGUGAAAAAGGAUUCAAAGCAUGUGUUUGAGCCGAAUAUAGAGCAGAAGGUCAUAGGUCUUCCAGAAAAAAAGGGUACAGACACAUAAGGCACAACUAACUAAUGUGGAGCUGACACCCAAGAUACCACGUUCAGCCACUGACAGAAUAAAGGUCACUCCAUUGGCAUUGCUUCAGGUUAUGGACUUAAUGGGAAUAAUCCCAGAAUCACAGUCGGAGCUGAUAGACUCUGUGGGGUUUUCCCCAGAGCCGCCAAAUCAAGCAGAAACAGUGGGGAUAACUCCUCAGCCAUUAGUCAAGUAACUGAACCAAUAAAAGGAACCCAUCAUCAGCAUCAAACCACGGAAUUAAAGAGCAUGGCCUCAAGACUGAGUCAAGUCACAGAUAACCUGGAGGUAACUCCUGUGGCAUUGUUUCACGUCACGGAUUCCAUGGAGAUGAUUGACAAAUUAAGUCCACAUGGCAUAGAACCAGUAGGAGUAGCCCCACAGCCACAAUACCAAGUCAUGGAAUCAGUGAAGAUGGAUACAUUGCAUAACUAUCAAGCCAUAGGACCAGGAAGUAUGAGUCGAGGGCCACAGCAGACAGUUGUGGAAGCUGUGGAAAUGAUCCCCCAGCCUCAGCAUAAAGACAUGGGAAAGCUGACCAUGACCUUGGGGUCACAGAAUCAAGCCUCAAAACACAUCAGGAUUACUCCCAGUCCAGUACAUCAAAAUGCAAUGGAAAUUAGCUCAAGUGCACUGCCUGAAGCCACUGAAGAUACAAAAGUGUCUCCAGUGGCAAAACAAGCCAUGGAUUUCAUGCAGAUAUUUCCACUAGGACAGCCGCACAUUACUAAAUCUAGGGCUUUGAUCCGAGGCUCACAGCCUCCAGCUGAAAAUUGGACCCCAGUGUCAGCUCAACCAGAUGUUCCGACUACUACUGUCCCAGCAGGAACUGUAGAAUCUAGAAGCGUACCUCCACAGCCACCAUCUAAAGUACUGGAACCAUCAGGAAUGACUGAUGACCUACUACCGUCAUGUCAGUCCCUGCAUGCUCUAAAGGUGACCCCGCCAGUCCAGGCAUCUCCGACGGGAAUGAUCACACCACUACAAAUUGUAGAGCCUCCAACCAAAGAGUCUCUGCAAUUGACUUCUGGGUUACAGGGUCAAGUUGAAGACUCCGUGGGGACUACGGCACAACCUCAAGGCACAGAGUGUGUGUCACUGACUCCAAAGUCACAUCAUCAAAUAAUGGAAUCCAGGAAAGCAAUCCCAGCACCACCAGAUCAAGGUGCAGUACCUAUAGGAAGGGGCCAAAAGCAUCAAGUUCCAGAAGCUGAAGUAGUGCCAGUCAUACCACUGCUUCAGGAAAUGGAAUAUUUGGGGGGGAGCACAGUCCCACAGCCUAAGGUUAGGGAUUCAAUGGACUUUCCCCCAGAACUACAGAAUGUAAAAUCUGAGCACCUAAUCCCAGAUCCAAGAUUGCAAAGUGUGAAAUCUGUGGACAUAACCACAGAUUUAGUCCCAGAAAUGGAAAAAUAUGGACCACCAACCUCAACAGUGGUAUGUAUAGAUUUGGCCCCAGAACUGCAUCAGCAGAAUACACAAUAUGAGGAAUUAACCCCCAUACCACAACUGCAAAGUGAGACAUCUGUGCCAUCGGCCCCUGAGUCUCAGUUUCAAGAUAUGAAAUCUGGCCAACUGACAGUUGAACCACAACACCAAAACAAAAAGUCUGCUGGGUUGGCGGCAGGUCCACAAUUGCAAAAUAAUAAAUCAGUACAUUGGAUCCCCGAUUAUCAGUCUCAAGGAAUGGAAGAAGCUCUUUCAGCCCUAUCACAGGACAUACAUUUAGAGACCAUCACUUGAAGCUAUAAAAUCUGUGGACUUGGCCCCAGAACCAUGUUCACAAACAUCGGCUCUGAUAAGAUAGCCCCUGUACCAUUGCUUGAGGAUACAAAGACUCCAUUGGUAGAAGGUAGGAAUCUAAUUCCUGAGGCCCUGGUGGAGAGUAUGGAAGUUGGUGAACUGAUCCCAAGCACACACAUUUAUGUAACAAAAUCUUUAGAAGCGACCCCCAAACCAAGUUAUCAUUUCCUAGAACCUGAAGGACUGACCCUACAGCAUCCAACCUCAGAAGCAAGAGUGACCUCUGAACCUUGCCAGCAGGUGGAAGAAUCUGCUCCGUUGCCACAAUCAUCAUUAGGGAUGACUCCAGCACCGUUGAGCCAGACCUCAGAAUCUGUGGAGAUGAGCUCACCACCACUCCAAGAUACUCUUGAACCUGGGACCCAAGUUGUAAAAGAGAUGGAAGAGACUCCAGAAUCAGGAAAUGCAAUUAAAGAUACUCUGGAUUUGCUACUAGAUUCAGAAGUGCAAACUAUGACCUCAGGAGUGAUGGCCCCAGAGCCACAGCCCCCUGAUGUGAAGUUUGUUCAGGUGCCUCCAGAACCGUGUGCAGAAGUUACUAACCCAUCGGAAAUAACUCUGAAACCAGAAUAUGAAGACACAGAGACCUUCAGAUUGACAUUCUCUAAAGUCGAUGAUACCCGGGCACCAUCAUAGACCUAUAUUCAGAAGUGAGAUCUCUGGAGUUUAGUCUAGAAUCAGGAGUGCAAGGUGAGAAAUCAGAGUCCUUUUCCCAAAAUUUGAAGUCUGCAGAAGUAGAACUACCCUUACAAGUUGUAGAACCUACAGUACUAACUAUAGGACAAAAACCACAUAUUAAAGAUGUGACCCCAAAGCCACAGCUCCACGAAGUAAAGUCUAGGCAAAUGGAUAGAGAUUCACAGUUGCAAAAUGAGAACUCUGUAAGUGUAAUGCAGCCGUCAUCUACAGGAGAGGUAGAUCCUGAAAAGACAAAACCAGAGCCAUGUCUACAAAGUUUAUCACCGAAGGAACGGAUUGAGGGAACACAGCCCCCAAAUGUGAAAUCUGUGGAUUUAAAUCUAGGCCCACAGAAGCUAAGUGUCAAAUCGGAAUUGAUUCCAGGGCCAAGGGCUGGAAUCAAGGGCUACUUCUUCAAGGGGAAAACCCAGUAAAUUUCAUCUCAGGCCCCCCACAUUAUGGUGUGAAAUCUCAUGAAAUCUCAUGAUGAAAUAUCAUGUUUCCUGGGGCCAGAAACCACAUCAUCAGAUUUUAUCCUGGGGCCAAAGCUUCCAGAACCACAGCCACAACCACAACCACAACCUGGUAAGGCCUCAUUUGGAAGACAGGAAAUCUAUGGAGUUAAGGUCAAAGUCAGAGCUGGGGAAAGUCAUAUCCAUGCUGUCAACCCCAGGGAUACAAGCAGGAGAUAAGGAAUGUGAGGAGCUGCCUCCGGGCUCCACCCUGAAAGGUUUAAAAUAUGAGUUACCCCCUUCAGAACCACAGUUAGAAGACAGAAAAUCUGCAGUCUUAACUGUAGGACAAUGUCCAGAGAAGAUAAAAUCUACAGUCUUAACUGUAGGACAAUGUCCAGAGAAGAUAAAAUCUACAGUGAUAUCCCCAAGUAGUUCCCAGUUAGAUGGUAUGAAAUCUGUAAAGCUGAUUCCAGGUUCAAGAAUUCAAGAUUUGAUAACUGUGGGGUUGGCCAGUGAUGCACGUGUUCAAGAAGUAAAUGCCAUGCGCUUAGAACUUGAACCAAAGAAGCAAGGGGAGAGUCCCAUGACUUUUGUACCAGGGAUGCUGUUUCAAGACAAGCCUAUGGAGGUGUUGCAAGGGCCUCAUCUACAAGAUGUAAAACCCAAGGAACUGACUUCACGGCCACAAACACAAGAUAGCAAAUGUGUGAUUAUCUCAUGUCUGAAGCAGCAAAAUCUAAAACCUGUGAAUAAAGCCAAAACACAAGGGAUCCAAGAAGUAAAAUUCAUGGAUUUAGUCUCAACACAACAGUAUCAAGGGAGGGCACCCAUGGAUUUAACUCUUGAGCCCGGACAGGAUGACCACAUAAGCUCAGCAGAGUGGAAAGGUGGGAUGUUCGGCCACCUGAACAAACAGUUGGAGUCAGAAGAAAUGUUGUCUAUGGGGUCAGAUCAAGAACCCAAACCUGCAGGUAGAAAACCCAUAGACCUCACCUCUAAACUACAAUGUAAAGAUGCACCCUCAUUUGAAUUGGCCCCUGAACCAGUUCAUAAUGUAAAAGCUCAAGAGGACCAAUAUGGGCCACAGGUGCCGAGUAUGAGACCUUGUCCAUUGACUCCAGAAUCACAGGUGUACCAAGUGAAAGACUUGGAGCCAAUGUUAGAGCCACCGCUCCAAGAUGGGAGAACUGUGGCACUAAAUACUGAACCACAAAUUGGAGGUACAAAAUCUGUGCAGUAGAUUCCAGUAUCUGAGUUUCAAAGGGAGAAAUGUAUAGGGUCAAACUUUAAGUUACUCCGAGGGUAGUAAUCUCAGUGGAUAUGGAGAAUAGCUCUGGAAUGAAUUCCCAGAUUCCUCCAUUUGGUCCAUAUCUUCUUGUCUACCCACAGAUCCACCUUUUAAGCACCCGUGAAGGCCAUGGUGAGAUUCAGUUGCAUCUUGGUUUUAGACUGAGAACUAGGAAAAGACCUCAAGUCUCAAAGCAUCGUGGGAGAAAAAGAGCAGAUACAUGGAAGAGCACUACAUCACCAUCACGAAGGAAAGCUAAAAUCUAUCCUCCAGCUUCCAAGAGGCCAACUACUCCAAGAGAUUUCCAGGCCCGAUCUUCCCAGGCUUCUGUACAAGUGCACAUUAGAAAAAAGCAACGGGGCAGCCAUGGGGUGGUCCGCCAGACAGACGCCAGAGACUCUGAGCACCAUGAAUUCCGUCAGCUUCACUCUGUAUCCGAGAGUGGCUUUGAAAGUAAUCAGGAAGAAAAAUGGUCGAAAUCAAGCCUCAAAAAGACCUUUGACUUAAACUAUCCAAUGAAGGAAACCAUCAAGGGACUUAAAACACAAAACACAAAGCUCUACAAAAAUAGUGAAACCCCGGAAGAGAGUCCUUUUAGAAUGUGUUCAUCAAUAAGCAAGAGUAUUGAAACCGUUCAAACAAGCACUGUUUCUUCGAAGACACAACCUGAGAAAUCCUCUCAGGCCAAGUUCUACCAGCUGCUUUUCCAGGGCCUAAGGCAGGCAUUCCAAAUAGCACAUAGAAUUGUGGCUUAUACUGGACAGAAGCCUGAGGACAGGACAAGGCCAGACAAUUUGUGGUCAACCCAAUACUUGCACCCCAAACAAAGAGCCAACAAGUAUUGUUUAGCAGGAGAUAGCAAAGGAGCCAGCACACCAGUUGCCCAGCAAAGGUCAGCAGGUGUGAACCCUAAGCAAGAGGACAGAUUGCAGGGAACAGGUGACCAGUGUAGACAAACUCAACAGCCAAAACAAGUGAGCUCUCUCCAACCCAUACCUUUGCAAUUGGAGACCAUGGCUUCGGAAAGAGAUGCCACUAUCCAAAUUACUUCAAUCCUCCAACCUUGAGUAAAGUUCAAAAUGUCAUAGGCUUCUUCAGGGAGAGGGCCCUCCAUAAUAAGCCUUUUGAAAGGACCAAUCGCAUCCUUUGGGAGAGAAUUCAUGAAAGUCUCUCUGAGAGGCGAUACCGCAGUCCUUCUCAGAGAAGGCAUAGCAGUCCCUCUGACAGAACCCUUAGACAUCUCUCUGACAGGAGUCAUUGCAGUCCCUCCCCGAGACAGGAUAGUAGUCCGUCUGUGAGAACCCUUCAAAGUAUCCCUCCUGGAGCCAUUACAGUCUCUUUAAGGGGAUAGGUCACAGUCCCUCAGGGAGGAGCCGACCCCGUCCUGGGAGACGCCCUAGGAGUCCCUCUAGGAGGUCUCUUAGUCCUCGAGAGAGAAGAGGACGAGAGAGAAGAAGCCACCGUCCCUCAAAAAGGUGCCAUCUCAGUCCCAUCCAGAGGACACGGUGCAGUCCUUCAGAAAGGAGCCAUGGUAGUCUCUCUGAGAGAACCCCUUUCAGUCCCUCUGGCAGGAAAAGGCGUAAUUCUUCUGGGAGAGUUCACCACCUUCCCUCAGAGUCCAGGCUAUACAGGUCUUCUUCCAGACUCCACCGCAGUCAUUCUGAGAGAACUCACUACAGUCCCUCUAAGAACAGACACAGUUAUCCUGAGAGGAGCCGGCAAGGUCACAACGAGGGACCUCAUCACAGUACCAAGGAGAGGCUCAGGGAUUCCUGAGCUGAACUACAACGACAAGAAGAAACUUCCACAGAACACCAAGUUUGUUGAAAUUUGUUACAGCAGCUCUGAGAAGAACCAAAACAAUGUGUAAAAUAUUCAAAUAAGCUCUUCCCAGGCACUCACCUGGCCAGGCCUGGCUUCAGUGCAGGAGCCCUGAAGCGGCAGACGACAAGUCAGGUGUGUUCAAUGAGAUUGCAAGGCCAACAGGCACCAGAGCAAGCAGGCUGUGAAGAAACUCUAUGACACUGAUGAUGUCAACGUCAGUCCUGAUGGAGAGAGGAAGGUGUGUGUGAGGCUGGCUCCUGAUUCUGAUGCUUUGGAUGUUAAACAAAACCAGAAUCAUUUUGACUGAGUCCAUCUGCUAAUUCUAGGUCUUUGAUGGAUUGGGUCUUUGUUCCCGUUUUGGGACCUACAUGCUGGAUUCUAAGAUCAGAAUGGUGCCUCCAACAUGGUGUCAGUUGUGCUAAGGUCUCGGGGUCCUGUUAGAGUAUACCUAAAACAAAAUGACACUGAAUGGCCAUGGAAACUCCUACACCUGUAGUCUCAGUUAACCGAAGCCACCCCCAAUUUAAUGACAUGCAGUCGUAACCAUUUCACUCGCUCCUGAUGCACCCGGUCAGUGAGUUGAACUGCGUUCUGCAAGGCAGAUCAGCCACCUCCCCUGGGGUCAUCUAAGCAGAGCUAACACAGCUGGCCCUUGGCCACUUCCUCUCAUUCAGCCUCUCAUCCUCGAGGAUGCUAGCCCAGACUUCUGCACAGGGGGGCAGCAGUGUGCCAGAUGACGCCUAGGCAGUUACAAAUCUCUGGACUCAGCCUCAGAAAUCCCAAUUUGUAGCCGGCUACCUUCUUUGCAGCUGGCCUGAAGUUGGGGACAGUCUUAGGGGGCUGAGCCCUCAGCCUGUGGAGUCUGAUGCUGUCUCAAUGCAGAUAAGAAUGGAUUUGAUGUCCAGCAGGCCCUCCUGCAGUCUGAUUGCUUGUGUGCGGGUUGGGAGAAACACCCCACACAUUUAGGACUACAGAAUUGAACUGUGUUAUAAGAGUACAAUAGAAGACUCUGAGUUUGGCUUGUUUUUCCCCCCCAUUCACCAGCAUAGUUCAUGAGGUAUUCCUUUAUCCAUAGGAAGCUAUUUGUUCUUACAUGUUUGAUGAGUAUAUGAAAGGGGGUAUGGAGAGAGAAAGGGAGACAGAAAGACCAAGGGGGUCGAAGCGGCUGACACACUAGCUCAGUCUAUUGAUCAGCGGGUUAUCCACAGCCGUGUUCAGCCAAACCUAGUGGGUAUCUAAAGCUCUGUGUGACUUGGCUCACGCAAUCCAGGGGGUGGAGCAAGACCCCACCCAGCGAGCAGGAAUGCCUCAAUAGGCUAGGAGCCCAGAGUAGAUGCUGUUUUCUUCUGAUUCCACGCCACAGAUGAGCUCCUGUAUAGAGGGAAAAGGUAGCAACUUGAGAGCAGCCUGAUGUUUGAUCUUGAUUAUUAACUUGAUGGGAUUUACAAUCACCAUGGAAACAAGAUUCCUGGCACAUCUGUGAGGGAGUUUCUAGUUAAUUGGGCUGGGAAGGCUCACACUAAAAUGUGGAGGGCACUAGUCUGUGAGCUGGGGUUUCAGAUUGAAUAAAGGGGGGAAGAGGAGCCGGGCGGCGACGGCGCACGCCUUUAAUCCUGGCACUCGGGGGGGAGGGGGGGGCAGAGCCAGGCGGAUCUCUGUGAGUUCAAGGCCAGCCUGGUCUACAGAGUGACGUCCAGGACAGGCACCAAAGCUACACGGAGAAACCCUGUCUCGAAAAGGGGGAAGGGUGGGCAGGGAUGAGUACCAGCAUUGGUUUUCCUUUGCUUCCUGACUGUUAACACAGCAUAACUGCCUGCCUCCAGCUCUUGCCACCGUGGCAUCCCCACCACGAGGGACUGUACCCUCAAACUUGGAGCCAAAAUAGACCCCUUGUGUUCCCACAGUAAGCAAAGUAACUAAUACAAGCAGGUAAGAUCCAGAAACUAGAAUCGAUCAACAAUCAAUAUCCAGAAGGUCCCAGUCAAUCAAGAAUUAAUCAAUGCCAGAACACAUGGGUAAGAGGAGAGCUGUUGGUUUUUGAUGCAGAAGCCAUCCAGAUAAGGAGGAGGCUUGCCCAUGGUACCCAAGAAUAGUGUAUUAUCUACACAGUCCAAAACAGAGGGCAUCUUGAUGGUGAUUAUAUAACUAUCUUAGCCUGAAUUUAGAAGAUUCUGAUGCCAAAAUUCUUUUUUUUUUUUUUUCCAAGACCGGGUUUCUCUGUGUAGUUUUGGUGCCUGUCCUGGAUCUCCCUCUGUAGACUAGGCUGAUCUCGAACUCACAGAGAUCCAACUGGCUCUGCCUCCCAAGUGCUGGGAUUAAAGGCGUGCGCCACCACCACCCAGCUCUCCCAAAAUUCUACUUACGGCCUGCCUUACUUAUUCACAUUAUUUGAUUGCAUCAAUUAAAAUCCAGGGUAACUGCAUUCUGUCCUUUGUAAUACGUAACAGAACACCUGCUGGUUUCGCCGGAGGCCCCACACCGCUGCUGUGAAUUCACCCACCCACCUCCCCACCCUUCCCUCCUUUAACAAUACUCAAAGUGAACCUAACACAUUGUAGGUCCCCUCCACCCUCCCUUUGUUUACACCCCCUCUGUUUACUUGUAGACGGGAAACAGAAAGAAGGUAGUUGGAGUUAUUUAGGUACCAAAGAAUACUCUAGAAGGAAACACGUAGCUAAAACAUUCUAAUUAAACAACUGAAAAGAUAAAGGCGGAGAAAGGGGGAAGGGUGGUCGAGAGGAAACAGGAAAGUCCCUGCUAGGUGGGUGAGACGCUGGCUGAGUAUCUGUCUGGGUUUUGAGCUUUUAAGUCUGGGAAGUAAAGAAGCUGCCUGUGUUAGGCUGCAAACAGGGGCAGGUGGGCAUGAGCGCCACCUCUAGUCCAGUGGCUCUCAACCUUUCUAAUGCCCAGAUACAUUUCCUCAUGUUGUGCUGACACCCCCCCCCCCACCAUACAAUCACUUUUGUUGCUAUUUCCUAACUGCAAUUCUGCUGCUGUCAUGAAUCGCUGAUGUAAAUAUCUGAUCUGCAGGAUAUCUGAUUUGUGACCCCCUGUGAAAGGGUCCUUGGGCCCCCAGAGGCGUGACCCACAGGUUGAGAACUGCCGGUCUGUUCUGUAGUCUGCUUUCUGGUGUCAGAGGCCUGAGACAGUUUCUUCUCCCUCCAUCCCUCUUCCUAUCGUUCACUCCCUUCCAAUUUUUCCAAGAAUUCUGAGUCCUGAAGGGAGGGGGAAAGGCAGGUGGUCAUACUCAACCCCCCCCCACACACACACAAACCCCACUUUCACCCCCGUCCUUAUGCUCACACUUAGAUUCAGGUCCGCCCUAGGACAGUCUGGGCUAAAGAGCCUCUAGUCUGACAGACUAGAACACCCAGGGCCAUCUUCACCUGCAAAAUUCUUCAUACAUGUUUAAGACGUGUAAGGGUGGGGACUGUGGGUUUGUGGUGGCACCCGUCCGUAAUCCCAGUACUGAGGCGGGAGGACAGAGUUCGAGGCUAGCCUGAGCUACAUAGCAAGUUGGCCAACAUCCUGGAUUACAAAGUGAUUCCUCGUUUCAAUAACAACACCCAAACAGAACAUGCAAGGGAGCUGGGGGGAUAGGAAAGCUCAGUGGGCAGAGCUUGCCUAGCAAACUAAAGACCCUGAUUCGAUUCCCAGUGGAGGCGACAAAGAGCUCAGAACAGCGUCGGGCACCUCAUUCCUACCCACUACUACUCGGUACUGAGGCUGCUUCAGUGGGACCCGGCCUCGGCUGCAAAGCAGGGUGCACCGGCCUUGACCUCAGGGCUCCCGAGGAGACCGAUGCCGGCGUGAAUUGCCUCCGGUGAUGGUCUCCGUGCGCUCACUGUCGCCCUCAGCGCACCUUGUGUUCAAAGCCUCGGGUUUUCAAACCUUUAUUCUCCCUAUCACAAUACUUCUUUAGGGGAGGGGGUCCUUAGGAAAACGGAAAGUCCGGCAUCCUGCAUCUUACACGGGGCGAGCACGCACCAGAAUCCCUCUUCGGACCGGGGCAACUAGGUGCCCGGAGGACGUUGGCCAGGUCCUAGGAGGCAGGUCUGGUCUGGGGCUCUGAAGGGCCCGCCCUCUUCGGUGAGCAGAGGCAGGGAUGUUCAGGGCAUGAGGGCUCAGACCCGAGAGCCACACCGCGGGAUGGCAGGGGGUUGCUCUGCUCUUUGACCUCCGGGAGGUUAAUUAAUGAGGUGGCCCACAGGAGGCUGGGCAGACUGACCUCUCCAACUGCCCGAUUGCCUGGCGACUCGCGGUGGGCCGGAGAGUCCUGCCUGCCGACCAUGGAGCGCCGCCGCCGCGUGAGAGUGAAGUCUUGGGUAGAAGAGAAUCGGGCCUCCUUCCAACCCCCGGUUUGCAACAAGCUUAUGCACCAAGAGCAGCUCAAAAUCAUGUUCGUCGGAGGCCCCAAUACCAGGAAGGAUUAUCACAUCGAGGAGGGUGAGGAGGUAUUUUACCAGCUGGAGGGAGACAUGGUCCUCCGAGUCCUGGAGCAAGGCAAACACCGGGAUGUGGUCAUUCGGCAGGGAGAGAUAUUCCUCCUGCCUGCCAGAGUGCCCCACUCCCCACAGAGGUUCGCCAACACCAUGGGGCUGGUGAUUGAGAGGAGGCGGCUGGAGAGCGAGCUGGAUGGGCUGAGGUACUAUGUUGGGGACACUGUAAAUGUCCUCUUCGAGAAAUGGUUCUACUGCGAGGACCUUGGAACACAGUUGGCCCCCAUCAUCCAAGAGUUCUUCCGCUCUGAGCAGUACCGAACAGGAAAGCCUGACCCUGACCAGCUGCUCAAGGAGCCGCCAUUCCCGAUGAAUACCCGAUCUGUCAUGGAGCCCAUGUCACUGAAGGCAUGGCUGGAUGGCCACUCCAGGGAGCUUCAGGCAGGCACAUCCCUCAGCCUGUUCGGGGACACCUAUGAGACCCAGGUCAUCGCCCAUGGACAAGGUAGCAGCAAAGGCCCAAGAAAGGAUGUGGACGUGUGGCUGUGGCAGCUGGAGGGCUCAUCCACGGUGACAAUGGGCGGACAGCAUGUGGCCCUGGCCCCAGACGACAGCCUGCUGGUGCCCGCUGGAACCUCGUACAUGUGGGAGCGAGCACAAGGCUCGGUGGCCUUGUCUGUGACACAGGACCCUGCCUGUAAGAGGCCACUGGGGUGACCCUCGUGUGUGGGCCCCAAGAAGUCACAGGGUGCCUGAGUGCCAUCUUGGCGGCUGCCCUAGCCUCCUUGCAUCCUCGUGGACAUCACCAAGCACCUCAGCCUGCCCUUGGCUUGGUGGUGGCUUUUCACUGUCAUGUACCCUCCUGCCAUCCUUGGUCCAGGGUGUCAGACUCCCAGGGCACCGGUGAUUCCCCUCUCUCCUAACAGCCAUAGCCCUAUGCUGUUCAGCUCGAUGUGUGUUGUCCCCACAGACCCACCAGCCUGCCACUGAGACAUCUCUCAAUAAAGGCAUCCUAGUGAA